Molecule: messenger RNA, 1296 nt
Organism: Phalaenopsis equestris
Lineage: Eukaryota; Viridiplantae; Streptophyta; Magnoliopsida; Asparagales; Orchidaceae
Product: probable alpha-1,6-mannosyltransferase MNN10
Exons: 5
Coding region: 100-1089 (329 amino acids)
Biological process (GO): protein N-linked glycosylation
Cellular component (GO): Golgi membrane
Molecular function (GO): glycosyltransferase activity
Source: RefSeq, a predicted model, not a curated record
UAAAUAUUUGAAGAGCCGCCAAAUGACGAAUGGCCAAAGGUCUACCAGAAGAACAGGUCAUUUCCACUUCAGCUCCUUCUAAGCCCUAAUCCAGCACUGAUGGGUCACCGGCGACUGCGAACUACGCCACCAUGUCUCCUCCGGCGCCGCCUCCCAUUCCUUCUCCUCGCCCUCUUUUCUACCUUUAUUUUUCUAGCUUCCUUCCACAUCUGUGCAUCCGCACUCCGUUGCGCCAACGAGCUUGGCCGGAGAUGCCUUCCGAACUCAUCGGCCGCCGAUAUAUCCACAUCGGCGACCAAUCGGACACUGAAGAUUGCUAUGGUGAGCUUAUCGGAGGAGGAGAGCGGUGAUGGCGAGCGACGACGGUCGCGCCGGCGAUCGUUCCGCGGCGUGAUGGCGGCGGUGGGUGGAAACAAGCGGGCCUAUGCGGCGCGGAUGGGGUACGAGUUCAUCGAUGCACAUUAUGCUGUUGAUCGUAGCCGUCCGCCGAGCUGGAGCAAGAUCCUUGCCGUCCGUUCUCAGAUCAAGAGUCACGAUUGGGUUUUCUGGAACGAUGCCGACACAGUGGUGACCAACCCGGAUAUUUCCCUGGAGAACAUUCUUCGGGCGGUAAUUGGACAUGCUGAUUUCGAGAGUUCUCCCGAUUUUGUGGCGACAGAGGAUGUUAACGGGAUAAACGCAGGGGUUUUCUUCGUACGACGUUCUAAAUGGAGCGAAAACUUUCUCGAAACAUGGUGGAACCAAACAUCCUUUGUGCAAUUUGGAUCGACGAAGAGCGGCGAUAACGACGCCUUAAAGUUUCUGAUUGGAAACCUAUCAUCUCAGGAACUGAGAAAUCAUGUUCGAAUAUCACCGAUGCAGUGUCUUUUCAACUCGUAUCCUUGGCACCCAUCUUGGAAAUCUGUAUAUCAACUCAUCUUCUCAUCAGGAGCUGUAUGGAGAGGAGUAUAUUCCAGGGGAGAUUUCAUGGUGCAUUUAGCAGGUUUAGAUGAUAAGAAGGAAUGGGCUGCUAGGAUUGUCCAAGAGGUUGAAUCUGAGAGGAGAGAUUAUGUCUAUUUAGCAAGGCAGAGGCCUCUCCAUACUCUUUAGAUAUUCAAAUUUUAUAUUGGAAUGUAUACGUUUCUAUAGGCUUAGGGGCUGUUUGGUAAGGGGAUUUAGGAAAUUCUGUAAAUUUGGAUUCAGUAAAUCAGGGAUAGUUAUUGUCUUCAAUUUUUGAGUUUUAUAUAGUUCUAAUACAGGAUUGUGGGUAGAGUGUAUGUAACAGAGAUUAAUGUUUGCCUGAAUACUUUUUAUAGU